AUGCUCAACAAAGUCAUCGUCAACGCCUACAACCUGUGGGUCGUGGUCUUUGUGGCCAUCGGCACCAUUUCCUCUGCCUACGGUCUCGCCGUCAUCGGCUCGACCGUCGGCCAGCCAAACUUCUACGCAUAUUUCAACCUCGCGCGAGAGGGCGAACCGGGGUAUGGCCAUACAUCCAACAUGAUCGGAGCCUUGAACGGCGUCAACUCGGCGGGCGCCGUCCUGGGCUGCAUUUUCCAAGCAUGGUCUUCCGACUACCUUGGGCGCAAACGGACCAUGCAAAUCGGAUGUGCCGUCUUGAUAGUCGGUGGCGCCCUGUGUGCAGGCGCUUACGACCUCGCCAUGUUCCUCGUCGGCAGAGUGGUCGCGGGAUUCGGAGCUGGCGUCCUGGCCUGUGUGGUCCCCAUCUAUCAAGCUGAAGUCUCAACCGCCGAGACCCGCGGCGCUAUGGUGUGUGUCACCGGCAUCAUGUACGGCACUGGAUACACCCUGGCGGCCUGGCUGGGCUAUGCUUGCUACUUUGUCAGCGGUACCAACCAAUUCGCCUGGCGCUUUCCCCUGGCAUUCCAAGUCGUGUUCCCACUCAUCCUGCUUCUGGGAAGUAAGCUUGUGCCCUACAGCCCCCGGUGGCUCUUGUCGCAGGGCCGGACACAGGAGGCGUUGGAAGUGGUGAGACGGCUCCAUCGCACCGCGGCAGAUCCAGAAGACAUCAAAGCGCGCCAGGAGUUCUGGCUGAUGGAGCGCCAAUACGAGAUGGAUCGCAGCAUGGGCUUGAAUGGGCUUCAGCUUUUUAAGACCCCAUCCAACAGGAAGCGGUGCCUUGUCGCGGCCCUUCUCACCUGGGGAACUCAAUUCCUCGGUGUCUAUGUUAUGACGAACUACGGUGUUUUAAUCUAUGCCAGCCUGGGCUUCUCCGGCUCGACCCCCCUCCUGCUCAAUGGCUGCUGGUGCACCUUGACCAUUUUUGGCAACCUCUACGCCGCAAUGACGGUUGACCGAUUCGGGCGUCGUUUGUAUUUGCUCAUCGGCUCCAGUGGCUGCGUCGGCUGUCUGAUCUUCCUGUGCGCCAUCACGGCGCAGUUCCUGAACACAGACAACUCCGCCGGUCUCCGGGCGGGCGUCUUCUUCAUCUGGUUCUAUAUCUUCUGGUUCGCCACAUUCAUCGACGCAACACAGUAUGUGUAUAUCAGCGAGAUCUUCCCGAACCAUCUCCGUCCCAAGGGCGUCGCGUUCGGUCUCUCCAUGUUUUACUUGAGCAGCGAAGUGCCGCUUGUCGGCGCUCCCGUGGCUCUCAACAACAUUGGCUGGAAGUUCUACCUCGUCUUGAUCAUCCCGAGCGCCUUCUACAUCGCAUCCGUAUACUUCUUGUUCCCCGAGACCAAGGGCCGAACCCUCGAGGAGAUUGGUCACGUGUUUGGCGAUGACCUCACCGUGGCGCACCAGUGGUACAGUGCUACCGCCGAGGAGAAAGAGGAGAUGGCAAGACAAGCUUUGCGUGAGACCGAGGGUGGCGUGUUCCAGCCGAAACUUGUCGAGGACAAGGCUGCCUCUGCGCAGGUGGAGAAGUGA
Molecule: messenger RNA, 1569 nt
Organism: Cladophialophora yegresii CBS 114405
Lineage: Eukaryota; Fungi; Ascomycota; Eurotiomycetes; Chaetothyriales; Herpotrichiellaceae
Exons: 3
Coding region: 1-1569 (522 amino acids)
Biological process (GO): transmembrane transport; carbohydrate transport
Cellular component (GO): membrane
Molecular function (GO): carbohydrate:proton symporter activity
Source: RefSeq, a predicted model, not a curated record